UCGGGUUUCAGUGAUGUGGGUGAAGUGAACAUGAAAAUGGUAGUGGUUUUGUUAUUGGGGAUGUUUUUGGCUCGAACUGUGUCCCACACAAUAACUUCGCUAGAGGUCCCGCGGUGGACGGACCCCAGCAAGGAGGCGGAUCUCCGUUGUCAGUAUACGCGGCAACGCAACGACCCUGCGCUGCACUCCGUCAAGUGGUACCGGGGCACGCACGAGAUCUUCCGAUAUACCCCGCACGAGUACGAAAGCACGCAAACCUUCAACGAAUCCGUGACCAACAGUUCGUGCAAUCUCGAGGAGUGCAGGAUUGUGGUCCGGCCUGAGCGGGGCACGGCAAAAUAUACGUGUGAGGUGUCGAGCGAAGGACCGCGGUUCGCUGUAGAUCGGCGGGCUGCCAACAUGACGCUAGCUGUACUACCAGAGUACGACCCCCUCAUCACGGGCCUGCCGACGCUAGUGCAGACCGGCGAGCAAGCGCUUAUAAACUGCACGUCAGACUAUUCGCUGCCAGCAGCUACGAUAGAUUGGUUCGUGGAUUCCGAACCACAGGAGGACCCCCUAAUAACGCACCCAACACACAUAUCCGGGCCCGACAGCGAAGGCCUGCGAGCAUCUUGGCGGACACUGCGCAUAUAUCCCGACGACUACGAAACACACCGGGGCUACCUCGCGCUGCGGUGUCGCGCGACGGUACCGACGCGCCCCCCGAAUAUUAGGGCUAUGUCGGUGCGGCUGUAUGUGGCGACGCGCCCGCAUAUAUCAACGUACAUGUUUAGUAAGAAUAAAGCAGCCGCGGGCUGCGCGCGCCACCGCCUCCGCUCGGAGAUGAUCGUGUGGACCCUUCUACUGCUGGCCAGGAGACGAGUGCCUUUACGAGACUAGAUUAUCAUAUCGCACUCUCGCCAGGGAAACUUCAAAAUUGUUGCGAAAAUCCAUAUUGAUUAACCCUUCGAAUGCCUUGUCCCGUAUACGUCACAGACAAUUUGAACUUUAAUUUACAAUUUCAAGGUUAUUAAUUCGGUAACAAAUGUUUGACACUGGCGUUCGAGGAGUUAAUCAAACAUACCUAUUAGGUUAAUUCGCGAUAAUAUCUUUGUUUUAAUAAAAAAACCGGCUUGAAUUGUUAUUAAUAUGAUGGAAGCUUUACGCACACCAUAGCGCAAUCAAGCAUUACGAGUACAUUA
Molecule: messenger RNA, 1184 nt
Organism: Cydia strobilella
Lineage: Eukaryota; Metazoa; Arthropoda; Insecta; Lepidoptera; Tortricidae
Exons: 6
Coding region: 31-882 (283 amino acids)
Source: RefSeq, a predicted model, not a curated record